Messenger RNA from Aplosporella prunicola CBS 121167, 780 nucleotides. RefSeq lists its product as uncharacterized. NCBI's taxonomy places the organism in Eukaryota, Fungi, Ascomycota, Dothideomycetes, Botryosphaeriales, Aplosporellaceae. The record is from RefSeq and is a predicted model, not a curated record. Gene Ontology annotation, biological process: tetrahydrobiopterin biosynthetic process. The transcript has a single exon. The coding region runs from base 8 to 763 and encodes 251 amino acids. Gene Ontology annotation, molecular function: 4-alpha-hydroxytetrahydrobiopterin dehydratase activity.
CGCGAAGAUGAUCUUGACACGGGCGCAUUGUCUGCGGACAGCGCGCGGAGCCAUCUCUCCAAUCCGGGCAAGCCCUGCCAUCUCCUCCACGGCACGCGCCCUUCUCCAACGGGGCUACGCAAGCGACUCCAGCGCGCCGUCAUUCGACGACGUCAACUUCUCCAAGAAAACCGACACCGAGAUUGCCAAGCAAAAGCUUUAUUCCCUGACCAAGGAUGGGCAGUGGAAACUGCUGCCGGCCAAAAACGGCAUCGACCGCAGCUACUACUUCCAGGACUACAAGGGCGCGUGGCGCUUCAUGAACAGCGUCGCCGCCGAGGCCAUCACUCGCAACCACCACCCCGAAUGGAGCAAUUUCUGCAACCACGUCUACGUGCGCUGGACCACGCACCGGCCGGCGGGACUUUCCAUGGAAGACCUCGACCUGGCGCUCGUGUGCGAGAAGCUCGCUGCCGAGCACGAGUUUGCCCCCGUCGCGCAGCUCGGUAUCCAGCCUGAGGUUAUGCGCGCGUUUAGGGACUCCAGCUUUGAAUGCCACUCCGGCGUUAGCUUCAAGAAGAUUUGGACUAGGGUCGGCCGCUUUGCUGAUGACGCCAUCGCGCAUGAUGCCUACAGGCUCUGGAGUAAUGUCUAUAACAAACUGUAUGUUAGCACGCAGACGUGGAGGGAGGGUGACCCUCCUGUUCGUGCGUUCGUGUAUGAUGAUAAGAUGGGCUUCGAAGUCUUGAAGGACUUGGCUGAUAAGGCCGCCGGGCUUAAAUAAAUCGCUUCUUGUUGCCU